AUGGUUCUCGGCGUGAUAAUGAUGGCCACAAUGGUGCCAACCAUGAUUGGUCUGAAUGAGGCUACGCAGGGGAGCCGAGAUCAAGAGGAGGCCAGACGGAGUGAGGCACGGAAACAACGUGGGCAUCUAGUGGCCACCGUCUCUCUGACACAGGGGACACCGACAAUGCGCCAGCAGGUGCACAAUGCGAAGGUUCAAGUGGGUCUAGACGGGCGACUCUACAUUACGAAGCACCCCAGUGCUUCGAUGGUCCCGUUCAACGGCGGCUUCCAUACACAUCCUGACUUUGCCCCGGAUAACACAUCGGGCCUAGUGACGGUUAGUGGCGAGAAAGCGCCUACUCUGCGCUGGGUCUUCCGAGACGCUAAGACCCAUGAGAUGCGUUGGGGCGGUCGCCUUGAUUCCGAGGGCCACGUCUGCGGGCCCUUUGACUGGACGCCGGAUGAGCAAUAUUUGACUAUGGAAGGCUGGGAGGGUUGGUUGGCAGUCCGGCUCCCGGACGAUGAGAUGCAGGAUUCGACCAAUGACGUGGGGGGCGUUCAGGGGCAUGAAACAUGGCGAUUAUAUUUCGAUGCAAAUGAUGACGGCGCGAAUUUACCGCCAGGGGCUCAGGGAUUGGAAGUCCGGCUCAAGAGAACUGUGGCGGAGUCAUGA
Molecule: messenger RNA, 654 nt
Organism: Penicillium chermesinum
Lineage: Eukaryota; Fungi; Ascomycota; Eurotiomycetes; Eurotiales; Aspergillaceae
Exons: 2
Coding region: 1-654 (217 amino acids)
Source: RefSeq, a predicted model, not a curated record